CUUCACCAUAAAGACUGAGUACAGUCAGAGUUGCAAAGUAUUUAGAUUUUUGGUAUCACAUUGAAAUGCUGUUAUUUGGAGUGAUAUUCAUUGCUCUUGUGAUGGGUGCAGAAGAGCCAAAAUGCCAGAUCCAGGGAUGGCUCUUGUCACCUCAGUUCAUGAAAGAAGGUGACAUUAUGAUUGGGGGUGUCUUUUCUUUUCAUCUCACUCUUCUCAACGACAAGCCAACAUAUAAAACAGUGCCUGAGUUGCCUAAAUGUUUGGGUCUUUCCAAGAGAUAUGAAGAUUACCAAGUGGCUGCCACUAUGAUGUUUGCUAUAGAAGAAAUAAAUAACAGCUCCAAAAUUCUGCCUGGCAUUACUCUUGGUUAUAAGAUUUUUGAUGGCUGUGGAUCUGUACGCACAGCUGUUAGGGCUACGAUGUCACUGAUGAAUGGUCUAACACAAAAAAAUGUCCUUGGCAAAUCAUGUAGCACAUCUUCAAAUGUUCAAGCAAUCAUUGGGCAUUCUGGAUCAUCCUCAUCAAUUGGCAUUGCAUCAACUGUUGGACCAUUUCAGAUUCCUGUGAUAAGUCAUUUUGCAACCUGCGCCUGCCUAAGCAAUAAACGUGACUAUCCAACAUUUUUUCGAACAAUACCAAGUGAUUAUCAUCAAAGCCGAGCCUUAGUUCAGCUUGUAAAAUAUUUUGGGUGGAACUGGGUUGGAGCAAUUAAAACUGACAAUGAAUAUGGCAAUGGAGGAAUGGCCACCUUUGUUGAAGUAGCAAAGAAAGAAGGUAUCUGCAUUGAAUAUUUGGAGACCUUUAGCAAAAAUAGUAAAAAAGAAGUUUUCCUCAAAAUUAUAAACUUACUACAAACAUCUACUUCCAAAGUGGUUGUGGCCUUUGUGACGCUUUCAGACAUGGAGUUCUUGACAAAUGAACUGUUGCUUAACAACGUGACGGGUGUGCAGUGGAUAGGAAGUGAAUCAUGGGCUUCCACUAAAAGCCUAGCAACAGCUACAAAUUUCAGAGUUCUUGGUGGGACGCUUGGUUUUGCAAUAAGCAAUGCUGUAAUACCAGGUCUUAAAGAAUUUUCACUGAAAAUACGUCCAUCAGACUCUCCUGGCUGGGUUGAGUUCUGGGAAAAUAUCUUCGGCUGUAGCCUGACAUCUCAAGAUAAGACUGUAAGUGCAUGUACAGGAUUUGAAACUCUCCGAGAUGUUAACAAUGAAUUCACAGACUUCACAGAACUAAGAAUUACUAAUAAUGCAUAUAAAGCAGUAUAUGCCGUUGCUCAUUCUCUUCACAAUUUAUUGUCAUGUAAUGAUGGUAAAGGGCCUUUCGCUAAUAACUCCUGUGCAAAUAAGGCAAACUUUGAACCCUGGCAGGUACUGCACUAUGUGAAAAAGGUUAACUUCACUACAAAGACAGGAGAAAAUGUCUAUUUUGACAUUAAUGGAGAUCCAGUAGCAAGAUACGAACUGGUAAACUGGCAAUUAAUGAAGGAGGGUAAUGUAAAAUACAUUACAGUUGGAUACUAUGAUGCCUCUCUAACAGAAGGGGCACAGUUUGUAUUGAAUAAUUACACUAUUAUUUGGGCUGGCAAUAAGACUAAGGUACCUACGUCGGUGUGCAGUGAGAGCUGUCCCAUUGGCACACAUAAAGCUAUUCAGAAAGGGAGACCAGUUUGUUGUUUUGAUUGCAUUCCAUGUGCAGAUGGAGAAAUCAGUAAUACAACAGAUUCUAUGGAGUGUUUGAGCUGUCCAGCAGAAUACAAAUCAAAUAAUGUAAAAGACAAAUGCAUCUUGAAAGAAAUUGAAUUCCUAUCAUUUGCUGAAAUUAUGGGCAUUGUUCUUGUAGCAUUUUCAUUUCUUGGAGCUGGUGUAACUGUUGCGAUAAUUGCUGUGUUCUUCAAUCACAAAGACACUCCAAUUGUCAGAGCUAAUAAUUCAGAGUUAAGUUUUCUUUUGCUGUUCUCUCUGACACUGUGCUUUCUUUGUUCACUUACCUUUAUCGGAGAGCCCUCUCCUUGGUCCUGCAUUUUGCGUCACACAGCUUUUGGGAUCACAUUUGUCUUGUGCAUUUCUUGUGUCCUGGGAAAAACUAUAGUGGUGUUAAUGGCUUUUAGGGCCACACUUCCUGGCAGCAACAUUAUGAAAUGGUUCGGACCAAUGCAGCAGAGGUUAAGCGUGUGCAGUUUCACACUCAUACAAGUUACAAUUUGCACUUUAUGGUUAUCUGUAUCUCCUCCUUUCCCAAUACGAAAUAUGAAAUACUACAAUGACAGAAUUAUUUUAGAAUGUGACUUAGGAUCUGUUGUUGCAUUUUACUCUGUAUUAGGAUAUAUUGGAUGUCUGUCUAUUUUAUGCUUUGUUUUGGCUUUUUUGGCUCGCAAGCUGCCAGACAAUUUCAAUGAAGCGAAAUUCAUCACCUUCAGCAUGCUAAUAUUUUGUGCUGUUUGGAUCACCUUCAUCCCUGCUUAUAUCAGCUCACCUGGUAAAUAUACUGUAGCUGUAGAAAUAUUUGCCAUUUUAGCAUCCAGUUUUGGUCUGCUUUUUUGUAUAUUUAUUCCUAAAUGCUAUGUUAUUUUAUUUAAACCAGAACAUAAUACAAAGAAGCACUUAAUGGGUAAAAUGCCAUCAAAAUCUCUCUGAACUACUGUAUAUAGGCAUCUUUUUUUGCUUUAAAUUUUCUUUUUUAAAUAAAAUUUAUCUUUUCCAAACAUGUUUCAACCAUAUAUGGAGGUGCAAAAUAAAUAUGUACUAUUGUAAAUACAGGUAUAUUACAAAUAUUAAAUUUUAUGAAGAAACUAUAAAAAAAGUAAUCAAAAUACUUCUCAUAAAGUAACAUUUAUUAUAUGCUUCAUUUUAAAAUGUACACAGAAUAUAUUGUGCUCUACUCUGAAUAUAAUUAAUUUAUAAAAUAAAUUCAGUACCUUUUUUACACAGUCCAAAAAGAAUGUAUGCUUUGGUGCAGUUCAAAAAAUAAAAUAAUUUUUAUAUUUAGCAGUUUCUAUUUAGGUGAGGCACUCUCUGUGACAUGUUCUUUCUGCUUAGUUU
Erpetoichthys calabaricus (reedfish) is the source of this 3038-nucleotide messenger RNA. Its product is annotated as extracellular calcium-sensing receptor-like. Bases 66 to 2633 code for a protein of 855 amino acids. Gene Ontology annotation, biological process: G protein-coupled receptor signaling pathway. Gene Ontology annotation, cellular component: membrane. The record is from RefSeq and is a predicted model, not a curated record. Gene Ontology annotation, molecular function: G protein-coupled receptor activity. The transcript is spliced from 6 exons. Lineage: Eukaryota; Metazoa; Chordata; Cladistia; Polypteriformes; Polypteridae.